CAAAAGCGUGAAGCAACUUCAAGUGAGAUUUCGAAGGGGCGCUAAACAUUGCUUCGCUCAAGCAUUGGGGAGGCAUUGGGGUCCUGGCCGUGUGCCAUCAUAUCUCCUGUGGGCAUCAAGUGUCUAAGACCUCACUCUGCAUUCAAGGGCAUCUCAUGUGUUCCGCAUGACCACAAUGAUGGCAUUCUCAACAAGUACUCCGUUCUUAGUGACGCCAGCAUACUCAGAACGGAGUACUCUCUGCACCACCACAUCUUGCUCUUCUGCAAAUAAGCUGGUUCUCAAUCCAGCACAUCCUCACUCACAGGGUCGCCACAUUGUCCAGGUCAGAGGUGGAGGGCGUGCCGACCAAACGCUAGGUCGUAAGGUACGCCGAUUACGGGAUCAGAAGAAGUGCGCAGCAUUCUGUGGGUUGACGGUCAGAAAAGAGCUGCUUGGGGGCGAUGGACCGGCGUUGGCAGGCGGCGUGCAACCGCUAAAAGGCAAGAGACAUGGCCGCCGACCAGAAACCCAAACCUGCCGCGCCUCUGCAUACCCGUCAGCCCCCGCGCGGCGACCUUACACCGCCGUACUUAUCAUACCAACCGGCGUCGGUGCGGCGAUUGGCGGGUUUGCAGGGGAUGCUCUCCCAGUGGCCCGCACCGUCUCCUCUGUUGUGGACUGCCUGAUCACGCAUCCGAAUGUUUUAAACGGCGCCAUGCUCUACUGGCCCCUUCCGAACACGCUCUACGUCGAGGGCUUUGGUCUCGACGCCUUUGCCCGUGGCGAUUGGGCCCUCCGGCCUGUGCACCAGAACCGGAUUGGUAUCAUUCUCGACUCUGCAAUCGAGCCCGACCUACGUCUCCGUCACAUGCAAGUCGCGGAUGCCGCGCAAGCGACUCUCGGGCUCGACAUUGGCGGGGUCGCCGUUACGGAUUCCCCUCUCGGGGUGGAAAAGUGGAUCGAUAAUGAGACGGGAAAGUCGACCGGGCGGCUUUGGAACCCGGACGGGUUAUUGGACGCGGUUAAGUACUUGGUUGACGAGUGUGGGGCGGAGGCAAUUGCAGUUGUUGGGCGGUUUCCGGACGAUGCGGAAGAGGAGCUUGUGGAUUAUAGACAGGGGCAGGGCGUAGAUGCGUUGGCAGGUGUCGAGGCCGUGAUCAGCCACAUGGUGGUGGAGCGGUUCGGCAUCCCGUGCGCGCACGCGCCCGCGCUCGCGCCGCUUAGCCUGCAAGAGGUCUCGCCGCGGUCGGCCGCAGAGGAGAUUGGUUACACUUUCUUCCCAUGUGUGCUCGCCGGCCUCUCUCGUGCGCCCCAAUUUGUUCCCCGGGGCAGCCCAGUUAGUGUCCAAAACGGCCCGGUUAACCACCAAAACGGCCCCGUUCGCCAAGACGACGGCCGGGGAGUGGCCGGGGCAGUGCUCGGGGAAGACGUGGACGCUGUGAUUGUGCCUGCGGACGCCUGUGGAGGGGUCGGGACACUAGCAUUUUCGAGGGGGGUGUUAGGAAAGAAGCCGCCGCUGAUCAUAGCGGUGGGCGAAAACGAGACGGUGCUGGAAGACACCCCGGGGCGAGUGGGACUUAACGCGAUCCACGUGGCCAACUAUUGGGAGGCCGUGGGUGUGCUGGCCGCACACAAAGCUGGUGUGCGGCCCGACGCACUUCGAAAAGACGGUACUCUGACCCUGUCUGCUGUUGAGCUAAAACCGAAAGAUUUAGAAACGAAGCGGCGGCUAAAAGGAGCCGAGGGAGCCAGACAAGCACAGAAUGAGCCGCCACUUGGAAACGAUUUGAUGCAUUCCGUGUUGAACCGGCUGCUUGAAAAGGAAGCCCCAACAAGUACACCGGGUUCGUGGAAAUUAACCGGGGACUGAGGAUACGCGUCUAGUAUAGGUGUUGAUAUUCACCAUUCAUGCACUGCUUAAGCACGCCAUUCAUUGCCGCGGGCUUCUCGUGCCCGACCCCCACGUUCACAUUAUAAGACACUUGGUGGGGCUGACGCCCUCAAACACUCGCCUCUUCUUCGAUCAAACGCUUCUUCUCAGAAUGAUAUCACAAUGUUCAUGUUCGUUCCGAUCAAGCAAGGCAGCCUGUUAGAAGUCACGUCACGAGUCAUUGUUCGGAGUUCACACUAGUUUGAGUCACUGAGUCACAAGGCUAGGCUCUAAACUGCUCUCUACCGUCCAAGGACCGAUUUGACGAGCUCCCCGGAUAGCCUAUGCAAAAUCAAGGUUUUUACUUUGAG
Molecule: messenger RNA, 2223 nt
Organism: Klebsormidium nitens
Lineage: Eukaryota; Viridiplantae; Streptophyta; Klebsormidiophyceae; Klebsormidiales; Klebsormidiaceae
Source: the annotation of a GenBank genome assembly